Cotesia congregata is the source of this 1068-nucleotide messenger RNA. The record is from the annotation of a GenBank genome assembly. NCBI's taxonomy places the organism in Eukaryota, Metazoa, Arthropoda, Insecta, Hymenoptera, Braconidae.
ACGAUACUAAAUUCAAUGCAUAAAUACCAGCCGAGGUUUCAUCUUGUGCGAGCGAACGAUGUCCUUAAACUGCCGUAUUCAACGUUUAGGAGUUACGUAUUCAAAGAAACAGAAUUCAUCGCCGUUACAGCUUACCAAAAUGAAAAAAUUACGCAGUUGAAAAUCGACAACAAUCCCUUUGCGAAAGGAUUUCGAGAUACUGGUGCUGGCAAACGAGAGAAAAAAAGACAGGCGCUGUUGACCGUAUCCGGAGGAACUUCCCGCCUAACUUCCGGUGCCCCAGCAUCACCAGACAAGCGCAGAUCCUCGAACUCCGUAACCGACAUGAUGGACGACGAGGACAAGCUGCUGGACGUAGUGGGACCAGACACGCCACACCCGGCGCAGCACCACCGAGAACGUGAACACUCCCGGGAAAGAGACGACAGGAUAAGCGAGCGCGAAGGUAGCGAGUCCUCGGGUUCGGAAAGUGGUGGCGUGCCUGGUGGGCCAACCUCUGAGGGUCCAAGGCCAGACGUGUCUGUCGGGCCGCCGGUGCUCCACCCGCCCCUGUUACCGUAUUUCUACCCUCCAGUACCUGGGCUCUACCACGGACACAGUCCCCUGUUGCCGCCAAACCCUCUGGGCCUCCACGGGGGUGUAACACCGGGAAUGCUGCUAAACGCCCAGCUCGCUUUGGCGGCCAGCCAGCAUUCGGCCCUGUUCGGGCACUAUCCUCACCCCCUCUCGAGUCCUCUGCACCAGCUGAAGGGACACCGAUUCGCGCCUUACACCUUACCUGCCCCUUCCCACGGCUCGGCUUUCGAGACAGUCACUCCUGGAAGCCGCACUCUGAGUCCCAGGUCACCUCCUCCCAGGCCCCCCACUGGGUCUCCGACUCCCGGGACAGGUGGACACGGUCCAGCAAACACCGGACCUGCCUCGGCUACGGGAGAAUUAAAAUCCAUCGAGAACAUGGUGAACGGGCUCCAGGAGAGACGGAGCAGCAGUAGCAUUAAAAAACGGCCUAGUCCUAGUUUGACGCCCGGGCAUCGGAACGAGGCCGACGGAGGCGGAGGGAGUCCGUGA